GGGUAGCGGUGAUGCGAGUCGCCCUGAUCACCGGCUCUUUUCCAUCUUUCCGUCUUCAUUCAUUUGAUUGUAUGUGUUUACCCAUAGAUAAGUAUGACUGAGAGCGCGGGGAAUAAAAAUGAGGAUUGUCAUGCAGCGAAUGGUGUGAAACCAGGAAGAAAUGGCAUGGUGAAGAACCAUCAUCAUCACCAUCAUCAGAAGCAGGAGAAGGUUUACCAUGCUGCAUGCAAUGGAGAGCUUUACAGCAGGCCGUUCAUCGAGUCCUUUGAGGAAACUCCCAUGCUAGUUGCCGUGCUCACGUACAUGGGCUACGGCAUUCUCACGAUCUUUGGAUAUCUGCGGGAUUUCAUGAGGGAGUGGAAAAUAGAAAAAUGCCACAUAGCCAGAGAAAGGGAGGAGCAGAAGGACUUUGUUCCACUUUAUCAAGAUUUUGAGAAUUUCUACACAAGGAAUUUAUACAUGAGGAUUCGGGACAGCUGGAACAGGCCCAUUUGCAGUGUUCCUGGGGCCACGUUUGACCUCGUUGAGCGCAGUUCCAAUGAUUACAACUGGACCUUUGAGUACCCUGGGCGAGUGGUGAAGGAUGUGAUAAACCUUGGCUCGUAUAAUUAUCUGGGCUUUGCAGAGAACACAGGCGCCUGUGCCACAGCUGCUGGAGAGGUGACCGUGAAAUUUGGGGUGGGCAUGGCCAGCACCAGACAGGAAAUGGGCAACCUCGACAGGCAUGAAGAGUUGGAGAAACUGGUGGCGUCAUUCCUGGGAGUGGAGUCAGCUAUGGCUUUCGGCAUGGGGUUUGCAACCAACUCCAUGAACAUUCCUGCGUUAGCUGGCAAGGGAUGUCUGAUUCUAAGUGACGAGUUGAACCAUGCCUCUCUGGUACUGGGAGCCCGGCUGUCCGGCUCCACCAUCCGGGUUUUUAAACACAAUAAUAUGCAGAGCCUGGAGAGGUUGCUCAGAGACGCUAUCGUUCAUGGCCAGCCUAGAACACAUCGACCCUGGAAGAAAAUCCUCAUUCUUGUGGAGGGCAUCUACAGUAUGGAGGGCUCCAUCAUACGACUGCCAGAAGUUAUAGCCCUGAAAAAGAAGUACAAGGCCUACCUUUACCUGGACGAGGCACACAGUAUCGGGGCAUUAGGACCCUACGGUCGAGGGGUGGUGGAGUAUUUUGGACUGGACUCCAAAGAUGUAGACGUCAUGAUGGGCACCUUCACAAAGAGCUUCGGUGCUGCUGGUGGAUACAUAGCAGGGAGGAAGGAUUUGAUAGACUACCUGCUUACUCAUUCUCACAGUGCAAUUUACGCCACCUCUAUGCCGCUUCCUGUCGUGGAGCAAAUCAUCACUUCUAUGAAGUGCAUUAUGGGGAAGGAUGGAACGACAAUAGGCCGUUCACGUAUCCAGCGGUUGGCUGAAAACACAGUCUAUUUCCGUAGGAGACUGCGGGAGAUGGGAUUCAUCAUCUAUGGCAACAAUGACUCACCUGUGGUACCCAUGAUGCUCUACAUGCCCGCCAAAAUCGGGGCGUUUGGUCGGGAGAUGUUGAAGAGAAAUAUUGGAGUAGUGGUGGUGGGCUUCCCAGCCACGCCGAUCAUAGAGUCCAGAGCCCGCUUCUGUAUCUCUGCGGCCCACACCAAGGAAAUGCUGGACAGGGCGCUGGAUGUGAUCAGUGAAGUAGGCGAUCUGCUGCAGCUGAAGUAUUCGCGGCACAAAGUUCUUCCCUCGCUGGACCGGCCCUUUGACGAGACCACAUAUGAGGAGAACAAAGAGUGACAUACUUCCUAUCUGAACCAAAUGUGCACUGCUCAUCUUCUGCUCUCCAAAAGGAAGCAAUGAACCACUUAAUAAAUAGAUCUUUUUUU
Molecule: messenger RNA, 1856 nt
Organism: Sinocyclocheilus rhinocerous
Lineage: Eukaryota; Metazoa; Chordata; Actinopteri; Cypriniformes; Cyprinidae
Product: serine palmitoyltransferase 2-like
Exons: 12
Coding region: 94-1767 (557 amino acids)
Biological process (GO): ceramide biosynthetic process; sphingosine biosynthetic process
Cellular component (GO): serine palmitoyltransferase complex
Molecular function (GO): serine C-palmitoyltransferase activity; pyridoxal phosphate binding
Source: RefSeq, a predicted model, not a curated record